Lacerta agilis (Sand lizard) is the source of this 2184-nucleotide messenger RNA. RefSeq names its product leucine-rich repeat-containing protein 37A2-like. The coding region runs from base 106 to 2166 and encodes 686 amino acids. The transcript has 10 exons. The record is from RefSeq and is a predicted model, not a curated record. NCBI's taxonomy places the organism in Eukaryota, Metazoa, Chordata, Lepidosauria, Squamata, Lacertidae.
CAUCCUUUUUCCAGGGACCUUGGUGCCACUGAUGUAACCCCAAAGAUAUUGGAGGCCCUUCUCAGGACUUGCCUGCAACUGAAAACUCUCAUCUUGCCCAAGAAGAUGGCCUGUUGCCUCUGCCAUAUUCAGGACGACAUUGAACUUUUGUGUGAGUCGGUCAAGUUGGAUUGUGCCAACACAUGUACCGCAAACUUCACUUUGUGUGAGAAAGAGGAGGAGAUGAACAAGAUGCAAGAAGAUGUCAUAAAGGUGUUGGAAACCAGGAAGCUGAACGACAGCCACAGCACCCUGAACAUUAUGCCCGAGAAGUCUUUCCGCGCCAACCUGACUUUGACCCUCACGGCCACUGGGGGCAGGUCUCGCCUGGACCUCCGUUUCCACAAACUCCCCACCAGCCUUUUCAAAUCCGUCAAGGGCUUCAAAAAGCUGAAAAGCGAGGACCUCCUGGAUGUGAAGUGGGCUGACCAGAGCGAGCUGAAGAAGCUGUACCUGCUGGCCAACUUGCUGCAGGUGGCGCUCAAAGAAAAAAUCGCAGAAGACGAAAGGGAGAGUCAAGGCGGGCCACAGCCAGCUCAGAAGGAGGAGCCGCAGACAACACAGCCUGCUGUAGGGGCUGCCCAAGAGAAGGAAAGACACCUAAGAAGGGUGAAAAGAGAAACUUUGCGUGGCAACACCCCAAGAUGGGUGGAGUCGUUUCUCAGGGCUGGCAGAGAGAGGCGAGAAUUUGCAGGGUCCACUAUGCAGCAUGUGGGGCAGCGAAGCAGCACAGAUUCCCUUGCUAGGCCUCAGAGGUGGAGGAAGCUAGCCGGGGGUCUAGAGCCUCUACGUAGGGCUCGACUCCGCCGAGCAGCGCUCGGUUCCUCUUGGAAACGCUCCGCCGGACAGUACCCGACCCAGUCCCCUCCCUUAACCGCCUCCAUCAUGGUGGACGAAAAUCCCGAAGACAUGACAGGCAAGGUAGUUAUUAUCUUGAAGCACCCCAACAAAACCAGCAGCGCAGAACAGGGAGAGCAAACCCCUGCUGUGAAGGAGGAGGUGCAAGUAGUACCUAACCCAGUUUCGCCCAUCGAGGUUCAGCCUGCCGCCGAGGCUCAACCUGCCGCCGAGGCUCAACCUGCCGUCGAGGUUCAACCUGCCGCCGCAUCUCCACGUGAAGAGACCACAGACAAGUCGGAGGAAAUUUUGCGGGAGCGCCUCGAGUCCGAGAUAUUGAGGAAGGAGGAGCUGCUCAGUCAGCUGAUGAGAGGAGAAGAUAAAUCCAAGCCCCCGCCCGAUGACUCGGAAACCUUGAACGAGAUCUCCCCUGACAUCACCUUGUCGCAAGAGACGCACUGGGAGCACCACGAGCAGAGGACCACGUAUUCCCCACGACUUCAGCUCUUGCCAGCUCCAGAUGACUAUUUGCUUCAGGGCGACCUCUUUGAAGCGGAGCUGAACAAGCGUUUGGAGCCGCUCAUCCCCAACGCGCCGGUGAGGAACCUCAUCUCCCACGUGAUCCGCAUCUUGAAGAUGGACUGCACAGAACCCGCCAUCCAGCUGGCUUGUGCUAAGCUCAUCUCCAGGACAGGCCUCCUCAUGAAGCUCUUCAGCGAGAGAGAAAACAUCAAGGAGACCACCUCCCUGUGGAAGUCGUACCUUUGGUCUGCCAAGAAUGCAGCCAACAAGACCACGUCGAGCCCAAGGAACAUGGGGAAACCUUCUGACGAGAUAGCGAGGCAGGGGAUUCCAGAAUAUGGGUACGGCAACAAGCUGUUGCUGGCUAUUUCAGUGACAGCUGUGAUAAUGAUUAUCAUUGCAGUAAUUUGCCUGAUUGAGAUCUGCUCUCAGCGUUCGGCAGCUAAAUCAAAGGACGGCUCUGAAAAACGGACCUUUCUGGGCAGAAGGAAGAAAGGCGACAGACAGGGUUCUGUCGACAAGCCUCUUUGGCUCAAAGACAUGUAUCAGCCUCUGGAUGAUGCUCGGAGGAGGAGCAUGAUUGGUAAACUGCACGAUGAAGACACCUCGGACGAGGAAGAUAUAUUCAACUGGGCCAAAUCAAGGGAACCACCCCCUGUGGAAAAGCCGCCCAGUUCAGUAAAAGUAGUUGAAGAGCCCCCUGUUAAAAAGGCCAGUUCAAAGAAACUGGCGCCAGAACCUCCACCUCCAGCUCCGAAGCCAGAGUAAGUAACUAGCAAACGUUUG